ACAAUAUGGCCAUGGCGGUGUACAAUUGGUUUCAUUCAGAGGUGAAAAUUGCUGUAUUAUAUAUUUUUUCUCUAAUACUUCUUCUGCUGUCCGAUUUUACUUGUGAGGCGUAUCGAGCAGGUAUAGUAAUGGUUGAUUAACGAAUUCCCGCCCCGCAAAAAAAGGCAAGGCAAGCCUGAUGAUUGCUUGACUUGAGCUUACGGCUACGGUGUUGUGAUGCCCCUGGUCGUGGUAAUGGGGGGAGGGAGCACUGCAAACAGGUUCCGUUAACAUAAAAGGAAAUAAGUAAAACAAAGUAUAUGAAAACCUGGAAAAGGAACAUAACAAAAUCACGAAUGUAUUGACAGGAAGCCUUCAUCGGCUAACAAACAGAAAAAAACAGAAUAAAAUAAAAAGUAACUUAGCCAAAGAGUAGUUGUAGUCAGGGUUUCUUUCAGCUAUAUCUCGGGGGGGGGGGGGCGCCGUGCCCCCCCUGGGGCAAACAUAUAUCCAACAAUAAAUCAACUGGAGUUGCUGGCACUGCCCCCCCCCCCCCACCAAAAAAUCUGAGUGCCCCUCCGGGGGAAAAUUUCUGAAAGAAACACUGGUUGAAGUUGUAGUAUCCCAGAGGUAGAGGGCAGCAAUUGUUUACGUCUCUUCUACUCAAAAUACCCAGAAUGGCCAAACUUAAAUAAAACAACGAAGUGGCUGUGUGCACCACACCAUUGUACCUAGCAAAACCAUGGACUUAGGCCAGUGUACACAGCGCCAAAAAUGUACCAUUGGCAAUUGGCCUGGUUUAGAUAUUCCUCUUGCAUAUGUUCUUGUGUGGUCUUAUGGUGGAGUAGAUGCUUGUCGAUAUCAUAUUUUGGAUCAAUUCCCAGAAGGGGAUCACAUUUUAAUUAUAUCUUAGACUUAAUAAAAUUGAUGCAAUGGCUUCCCGUUCAUUUUUACGCCACAGCCCGCGGGAUCACAUUCAAUAUAAUAAUUUUUUCAAUCUCUCACAACCCCCCCCAUUUCAUUUACAAUUUAGUAGGCCUCUACAGUUGUAUCGAAUUUCCACAAUAUAUUACAAAUCAGGUCUCUAAAGGACUUUUUUUAGGCCAUAUAACUAUAAUAGGCAGAUAACGUGCAUAAAAAUAACACUAGGCCACAGUUAGGCACCUAAAAGUAUACAUUUCCCGCCAAAGAUUAAUUCAGUAAAUGUCUGCCCCCCCCCUCCCCACCCCACAACUUUUCAAAUUAAUUAACCCCCAAUGUGGUGUAUGCCCAUCCUCCAUGUUAAAUUGCAAACUCUUCAUUUAGUAUAAAAAAAAAGAGCUCUCUCCCAAACGUGAUAAAUGGCAAGGCACUGAGUAAAUAUAAUGCUUGUUUUAUGGCCGGCACUACGUACACCGCCGCAGUGUACCUAGCUAAAUCAUUGUUCACCUAACAAGCGUUCCUUGUUAUGCAUUUUUCACCUAACUAGCCAAAUCUUAAAACAGAUCAAAUUUGCAAAACCAUAUAAUGGCGCGUAAAAAAGAUAUUAACAACAUUUUUAAUUAAUAAAUUAUUUUAUUAAGCUGUUACUUCUACUUCUGGCUACUCUUAUGUCCUGUUAGAUUAGCAAAAAAGAUGCUCUGAUAUUAACUAUGAUUUGGUGUAAAUUUCAUUAGGCCUGUACUAUUCUUAAUCUUUAGUUUAGUCUUAACUGCAUAGGUCCAAUGAAUACUAAAGCCGAGCUUUUACAAUUGGUAUUAAGAUGAAAGACCUCCAACUAAGUUAAUCAACUUCUACUUCUACUCAUAAUGUUCUUUAUUGAGUAGACAAUGAAAUUAUCUGUUAAAUUAAGUAAUGUUGUUUUCUAAGUUUUACCUUUUUGCUUACUCUUCAAUUGUGUCUCAGUGAUAGAAUGCUUACAGCCACCUUAAAAACAGUAAAAUUUAAGAUAAGUUGAAAAGGACUACACAGUCAUUAAAGAAAUUCCAAGCCUAACAAUUAAAAUGUGGAGUGUAGAAAUUUAUUAUCUAAAAUUUUAUUAUGCUUCUCUACAGGUAUACUUUUGGAGAAGAUUAGCAAGCAUAUGCUGGUCUGUGAUUUUCAUGCCGGUUGUUUUGAUGGCUUUUAUUUUUUUGUCAACAUUUUCAGCCAUUCACCCUUUUCAAUGGUUUUCUGGUAUGUAUGAAAUUAAUAAUUUUAUAUCUUCCUUUUUUGUGCUUCUAAUUCAAAUGCAUUAAAAGUUUUCAGAAAAAUACAAAUUUAUUUUCAAAUAGGUAAAGGAUAAACAUAUUAUUAAAAUUAGACCAAGAGAUCUUUGUACCUCUAACAUUUCUUUGUAACAGCAAAUUUUUUGGAACAAUUUAUUUCAGAUAGUUCAGUAUUUUUUUUAAAUUCAAGAUUCUGGCUUGCUGUGCUUAUAAAUAGCAUUUGUUUAGUGGUGUUAACGAUGUUCACCCUCCCUCACUUUUCAGGUAAGCUUUUUAAGUGCUACACUUUUACUUUGGAUGCACUACUCAAACUUUGAAAUUUAAUAUCAGAACUCGAAUGUUAAUUAUCAUAUUUUUACUUUUGUUGUAUAUUUUGAUGUGUUUAAAUAACAUAGCUCAAUCUUUAUAAGAAUUAUUUAAUUUGCAUUUUUUAAAAAUUACAUUGAAAGUAGUUGAACAUUAUAAAAUAAAACAUUUGGUGAUUAAAAAUAUGUAUAUACAAAGGUUUAUGGUACCCAGUACUUAAAAAUAAUAACUAUUUUAUCUGGACAUUAUUUUAUUCUCAUUUUAACAUAAAAAAGACAAUAGAAUAUGGUAGUGUAACCUCUACUGAUACUUGUGUAACUAGUCUGAAUGACCUGAGCGAUUUUAUCUAAGUUGAAAUCAGAUCAGGUUAACAAAUUUUCUCACUUGCUCCAUUCUACUGAAUUAAUACAAAGUCAAGAUUUUCAGACGUCAUUUAUUUUUUUAAAGAAAUAUUUAACAGGAUAAUAAAAUAAUGUAUUGUCUCGAUUCACAUAUGAUGCUGAUUAGAAUAUUAAUAAAAAUUAGUUCACCAUAAAUCAAUUUCCCUUUAGAAAUAAUAUGUCAAGUCACUCCUACACUACAUAUCUUCACUAUUGAGAAAAAUCUUAACUGCUUUCCAAUAUGGCCACUAAUAUAGUUCCUUACUACAUAUAAUUAGAUACUUGUAUUCCUACUCUCACAUGGAAUAGUGAUUUCUACUCAACACUAAAUAGACAUCAAAUAUAAUUAUGUUACAGGUAGUAAUAUCUCUGUUUCAGUUGCAGCUGAAGUUAAUAAAACAGUUUUAUCGUCAAAUUUGGCCCUUUUCCGUUGGUCUCGUCUUCCACUUUUGGUAGCCAGUAUAGAAACAGGAGCAGUAGCUGGAUGGAGCUUAGCUUGGCUCAUUGGGGAUGAGUACGGCACGCUAACCACAGUUUUAAACACAGAGACAUAGUAGGAAUUUUUUAGUUAACUUUAAUAUUAAUCAACUUAGCUUAAAAGAAUGUCUGUAAAGAUUCUUCACUCUUUACUAACAGGCCUAAUUAGCUACUGUUUUGUUUAUCCUUCACUGAUUACAUGAUUUUUUAAAAAUAAAUAUAUAUUGAUACCUGUCAUCGUGAAGAAAUGCUGAAUCCUUGGUUUAACUAAAAAUGAAGUUAUUUUGUAUAAUUUCUUAUUAGUUCUUCUGUCUUUGUUGCAGUGAAUCCAAGGUGUUAAAUGAACCUCAUGUUUUCCUGGUGUUAGCUGCAACCUUUGCUGGCUUUUGUUGCUACUGGAUGUUUUUCCAACAACAACAAUAUUAUCUUUCCUUUCCCCAUGUGCAAGUAUGAAAUAGUUACUAAACUAGAUCACUGAGCUGUACUGUAUCUUUAUAUUUCAUUUCCAUGCUUAAAUACUCAUACACUACAUAAACUUUUCCCGUAAAGCAAUAGAAAUUAUUACCCAUCAAAUGCGAUUAAGUAUUUUUAAGAAUCUCAUUUUAUCAAGUUAUCAGGAAUUUUGUUUUGCGCUCUCUUAAAAUCACCAUUACACCAUUUUUUCCUUCAUACAUAGAGAAUUCUAUUGAUUGAUAAUUGCUGCAUGCAUUAUAAUUACUACAUUAUUAUUUCCUUGUAGAGAUCAAAGUCAUUUAGAGUGAGAUAUGAAUCUAUGGUUCUUCUGCAUGCAACUUGCUGGCAAAGUAUCCAUGUUGUUAAAUACUUUUACAUCUUUUAUUUUAUGUUUGGUAAGUUGAUAAGCUAGAAAUUUUUGGUCUUUUCGUUUUUAUUGAAAAACAAACAUUUUGUUUGAUUUAAAUUAAAAGCAGGGGCAUAAAAUUGAAAAGAAAUGGUACAUUGUACAUAUCAAAUUUACAAUUUUGAUCACUUAAGUUUUUUUUUAACUGAUGCUGUUUAAAUUCCGUUACUGAAACUGAUGGGCAAACUUAUUAUUUCCAAUUUUUGUCCAAAAUAUAUGACAAUACCCAGAAACAUUUAUACACAUUUAAUUCUAACUUCCAAGAGUGUUUGUUGUGGUGUAAGUGCUAACUACUUAUUGUAUAACUCUUUUAAUUUUAAACGUCUAACAAGAGUUAAAUAUCACGUCUAAAAUAUGGUAUGUUAUGUAGGCCUAACUGUCUUAUAUGUUAAAAAAACAUGUCUGGAAUACCAAUUUGCUAUCAAUUUUCUGCGAUUUAAUAUUUUUCUAUAUUUUUACUUUAGGAAAUCUAUUCAAACGUUGGAUCAGUGGCUCAUUUGGUAUAACCACAAAGUUAGUUUAUUUAAUUAAAAAUAUAGAUAAUCUUAAUGAUCAGAUGAUUUUGUAAAUUUAACAUCAUGUAUGUAUACAACAAGAGAACAAUUUAUGUAAAAUAUUGGAUUGGAAUCUACAUAUAUAUAUAUAUAUAUAUAUAUAUAUAUAUAUAUAUAUAUAUAUAUAUAUAUCAUAUGCAACGAUGUGUUUAAUGUUACUCUUUUAAUACUGUUUUAUGUUAAGUUAAAGUGUCUGGUGUUGACAUGUGUGCUCUUUCUAUAUAGUAUAUAUAUAUAUAUAUAUAUAUAUAUAUAUAUAUAUAUAUAUAUAUAUAUAUAUAUAUCAUAUGCAACGAUGUGUUUAAUGUUACUCUUUUAAUACUGUUUUAUGUUAAGUUAAUUUGGGAAAUUAUUUUGUUAUGUGAACAUUUGAAACUAUUCAUUAUUUCUUGCAAUGCUGAACAUUGACGUUUAGCUAUUAAGUAUAAAUAUAAAAAAAUUAUUUUGUGCUGACUCCUAAACAUUUCUCUGUUGCAAUUAUUUUAUACGUAUUUUAAUGAAGUUUUAUCUUUUCAUCAGCCCCGAGGUACCACCAAUCAAUUCCCUGCUAGGCAUAUUCAACCUGUCCCUCCUCUGGCAAACCUACCUUUGUACUUUUUUACUUGUCUUUACAACUUCUUUGGCAAGGACAAUGACCAGAGUUUUUUACACUGAAGUGAGCAGGUCUUGAAAUACCACAUUAAUUAUUUAAUUCCCUUAUUUAUUUACUUUGAUCUCAUAUUUUGUAGUGGUAGAGAUUUUGUCUUAACAACAAUAUUAAACAAAUUGUCAGUUUUUUUCUCUCUGAAAUGAAUCCAGUGUUCCUUUACAUGGAAUAACAAUCAAGAUUAAAAAUUUAAAUGUAGAUUUUCCCUUAUUUUUUAAUUUAAACUUCAGCCUACAGAGUUUGCUAUGGCCGCUGUACUGGAGCAGGACAAGGACAUAACUCUUUCUGAAGCUCUGGCUUGUAUGUCAAGCCCUCUCUUACAGGUUUGUGAUAAUUGUGGACAAGGCAAUAUGAUUAAAAUAUGUCCAAUUUACUGAGUACUUAAUGUUCAUUUCACUUUCUUAUAUUUUUUCUUAAAAUCUUAUUGAUCUUCUUUUUUUUUUUUUUUUUUUUUUUUUUUUUUUUUUUUUUUUUUUUUUUUUUUUUUUUUUUUUUUUUUUUUUUUUAUUUUUUUUUUUUUUUUUUUUUUUUUUUUUUUUUUUUUUUUUUUUUUUUUUUUUUUUUAUACAUUUUAACUUUUUAAAUUCAUUUUCAGCACCUGGCUUUUCUUGAUUUGAGCUGUUUGUCAAAAUUUUCACACACAAGGCGGCAAGAGCUGCUCAGCCUUAGUCAACCUGGUGGUCAUCCAAGAAUCUGGUUGUCUGUCAGUGGGGUCGCAUUUGGUGUCAUUAGAGAACUGAAUGAUCUAGUUAAGAAAGAAAAUGGGACAAUUAUGUCAAAGGUUUCAGUAAAUGCUCAUAAAAGUUCUAGCCAGUCUUCAGGAUUUUCACACACACUUUCAGGUAGGCCCAAACAUAGGUCUCCUUCAUUUCAGAUAAAUAGCUUUAAUAUUUAUUGUAAUUUAAGUAAGUUACAGGUAAGAUUUCUCCAGGAGAGGGUAUUUACUUAAAAUGUAACUUAAAUCUUAUGUAUCAGUUACAACUGCUUCUUGGCUUUGGUCCACAUGUCUGGCAAUUACAGAAAUCAUCCCUAAGUCCUCCUUCUUAAGUUAGGUCUAAAAAAUGUUUGACUGCACUAAUUUUGCUUUGCUUAUUUUCUUAUUCACUUACAAUAUUUAUCUUUUACACAUAUCUGUAAUCAUGUGAGGUGUUUAGGAUUUUUGAGUGACAUCAAAAGUUUGCUUUGAGUGACGUCAACAUAUUUUAGAACUAAGUGCUGUGCACUGACUAAACGUAAAUUAAGUAAGGCAUGGCUGUACUUCAAACAAGGGUUUAAAAAGAUUUAUGUCCAUAUUUCUUGCAGGAGAUACGGCAUCCUCUUUGAGUCAUAGAGUCACUGGCACUGAGUCUUCAGGUAUAAACCAUAUUUUAGAUGUUACGGCACUUACCUUUCUCAUGACUAUUUUACUUCCAUACUGGAUCAAAAGUAAAAUUUACGUAGACUACUAUCUGUUAGUAGAAUGAAAGUCUUAUUGUUCAUUAGCAUAAUGCUUUGUUUAAAAUAAAUAAAUUGUGUGCAUAUUUUAUUUUUGACAGAAAUGUUAAAUAGUUCAGAAGAGGAACAUAAAAGCUCAUCAUUUCUAGCGAAGGUAAUAUUCACAUUUUCUCAUUUGUCAUUUUACAUGUAACUGACAUUUCUUUGUCAUAUAUUAUGCGCUUAAGAAAUAUAUGCUGUGGAGAUUGAUGUUUAAAAACUUAAGACUGAUUAUCAGCAUCUGAGUACAACCACAGUUUUCAAUGGUUUGGUUAGUUUCAGCCGUGUGUGAGUCUCUGGACAUGUUGUAUCAGUGUAACCAAGAAUCUUGACAUUUUUCUCCCCAGUCUCUGUCAGCUGUUAGUAGUCUUCCAUUGAUUUCUCAAAUUUUAGCAGAAUAUCCAGACACAAGUAGUAGAAGUUUAUUUGCUUCCUGUCAGUUACAGAUUUGGGCCAUUGAAGGUACUAAUUUAACUAAAAUAAUAGACUUUGAUAAAGUAACUUCCAGAAGAAGAAAACUUGGGACAAAUAAUUUUAAAAAAUCAAAAUUGCUUUUUAUAAAAUAACUUAAUUUUUGCUUUGUUGUUUUUGAUUAAUUCGCUAAUAUAAUUGGGGACUGACCCUUGGGUUGGCGGCAUGCAGCAGUUAGAUUGGGGACUGAUCCUUGGGUUGGCGGCAUGCAGCAGUUAGAUUGGGGACUGACCCUUGGGUUGGCGGCAUGCAGCAGUUAGAUUGGGGACUGAUCCUUGGGUUGGCGGCAUGCAGCAGUUAGAUUCUGUUCUUUGAGGAAUAGAUGAGACUUUUUUUUUUUUUAACCAAUCAAGAGCUCUAUAAUUAUAAUGGAAUGCUGCUCCUAAACUAUUUUCUCAUCGGAUAUAAUUUGUAUAAAUGUCUCCCCACAUCAAGAAAAGGUUUCUUGGCAUGGAAUGGGUUACUUACUGAACUGGUUGCUCCCCAAUAUAGACUUAUAUUAGCUUCGGAGGUUAUUUAUUAUUAAUAUUUUCUUUCCAGCUGUCUCACUUGUAGCAUCCAAGUCACUAAGAGAGGAC
Molecule: messenger RNA, 7909 nt
Organism: Lymnaea stagnalis (great pond snail)
Lineage: Eukaryota; Metazoa; Mollusca; Gastropoda; Lymnaeidae
Source: the annotation of a GenBank genome assembly